Molecule: messenger RNA, 2973 nt
Organism: Penicillium maclennaniae
Lineage: Eukaryota; Fungi; Ascomycota; Eurotiomycetes; Eurotiales; Aspergillaceae
Product: glycoside hydrolase family 35 protein
Exons: 8
Coding region: 1-2973 (990 amino acids)
Biological process (GO): carbohydrate metabolic process
Cellular component (GO): vacuole
Molecular function (GO): beta-galactosidase activity
Source: RefSeq, a predicted model, not a curated record
AUGAAGCUCUUGUCUACGUGGGCUGUGGCCUGUUUGGCUGCUCAGGCCGCGGGUGCUGCUUUGGGUCACAAAUUGGAUAGAUUCACUAUCCGCGAGCAUCCAGAUGCUGCGAAGCGGGCUUUGUUACAGAAAUAUGUGACUUGGGAUGAGCACUCGAUGUUCAUCAAUGGCGAGAGAAUCAUGCUAUUUAGCGGAGAGUUCCAUCCGUUCAGAUUGCCUGUUUCGACGCUCUAUAUCGACGUCUUCCAGAAGGUCAAGGCCCUUGGGUUCAACUGCGUAUCCUUCUAUGUCGAUUGGGCGCUUCUUGAGGGAAAGCCGGGCGAGUACCGCGCUGAAGGCAUUUUUGACCUCGAACCAUUCUUUGACGCGGCCAAGGAAGCUGGAAUUUACCUACUGGCUCGUCCUGGGCCUUAUAUUAAUGCCGAGGUUUCUGGAGGUGGCUUCCCAGGGUGGUUGCAGCGCAUCAAUGCCACGUUACGAACUAGUGACCCGGAAUACUUGAAAGCAACUGAUAACUACAUGUCCCAUGUAUCUUCGACCAUUGCCAAGGCCCAGAUCACCAAUGGUGGACCUGUUAUCCUUUUCCAGCCAGAGAAUGAGUACACUGGUGCUUGUUGUGGAUACGAAGGCUUCCCCGAUGCCGCCUAUAUGCAGUAUGUCGAGGACCAAGCCCGCAACGCUGGUAUUGUGGUUCCUUUGAUUAGCAAUGAUGCCUCUCCCUCUGGUCACAAUGUCCCCGGCUCUGGCAAAGGAGCCGUCGAUAUCUACGGCCAUGACAGCUAUCCUCUAGGCUUUGAUUGCGCCAACCCCUCGACCUGGCCCAGCGGUGACCUUCCCACCAAUUUCCAUCAGCUUCAUUUGGAGCAGAGCCCGUCAACCCCAUAUUCAAUUGUUGAGUUCCAAGGCGGGGCCUUCGAUCCUUGGGGAGGAAGCAGUUUCGCGUCUUGCGCCGCGCUUCUGAACAACGAAUUUGAACGGGUCUUCUACAAGAAUGACUUCAGCUUCGGUGUUGCUUUUAUGAACCUAUAUAUGAUCUUCGGUGGUACUAACUGGGGUAACCUGGGUCAUCCGGGUGGAUACACAUCCUACGACUAUGGUUCGGCAAUCACUGAAUCUCGUAACAUUACCCGCGAGAAGUACAGCGAACUCAAGCUGCUUGGAAACUUUGCCAAGGUCUCGCCUUCCUAUUUGGUGGCAAGUCCCGGAAACGCGACUACAGGGACUUAUGCCAGCACUGCCGAUUUGACUGUGACGCCCUUGCUGGGUAGCAAUAGCUCGGCCCCGUCGUUCUUUGUGAUCAGGCACACUGAUUACUCCAGCCAGGAAUCCGUCAGCUACAAGCUUACACUACCUACCAGUGCCGGUAGCUUGACGAUUCCUCAGCUAGGCGGAAGCCUGACCCUCAGUGGCCGUGAUUCGAAGAUCCAUGUUGUAGAUUACGACGUGGCUGGUACUAAAAUUCUUUACUCGACCGCUGAGGUCUUCACCUGGAAGGACUUUGGAGAUGAGAAAGUCCUCGUUGUCUAUGGUGGCCCUAAUGAGCAUCAUGAGCUUGCUGUCUCCUCCAAGUCUAGUGUCUCUGUUAUCGAGGGUUCAUCUUCCAGCGUCACGUUCAAGCAGAAGGGUAGUGCUGUUGUCAUCGGCUGGGAUGUUUCAUCCACUCGUCGCAUUGUCAAGGUUGGCAACCUGAAGGUCCUUUUGCUCGAUCGUAAUUCUGCCUACAACUACUGGGUGCCUCAGGUGCCAGCCUCUGGCGCAACCCCCGGAUUUGCAUCUGAUGAGAACACUGCCUCGUCAAUCAUCGUCAAGGCCGGGUAUCUUGUACGUACUGCAUACAUGAAGGGAAGCGACCUUCACCUCACAGCUGAUUUCAACGCCACGACUUCAGUUGAGGUUAUCGGUGCUCCUUCCAAGGCCAAAAACUUGGUCAUCAACGGUAACAAGGUCUCUGUCAAGGUUGACAAGAACGGCAUCUGGUCAACUAACGUCGAGUACACCGCACCAAAGAUUAACCUUCCUUCCUUGAAGGAUCUGAAGUGGAAAUCUAUGGAUACUCUCCCGGAAAUCCAGAACUCGUAUGAUGACUCCCAUUGGACCGUGGCCAGCCACAAAUCUACCAACAACAAUAUCGGAAGUCCAUUGAAGACCCCCACGUCGUUGUAUUCGUCUGACUAUGGAUUCCACACCGGAACUCUGAUUUACCGUGGGCACUUCGUCGCCAAUGGCAAUGAGAAGACUUUCUUCCUGGAAACCCAGGGCGGCACAGCCUUUGGCAGCUCGGUGUGGAUCAACGAGACCCAUGUGGGCUCGUGGGCCGGAACCAGCGUGGCCAGCAGCUACAACGCAACGUAUACCUUGCCAAAUUUGAAAAGUGGAAAGUCCUAUGUCAUCACAGUGGUUGUUGAUAAUAUGGGCCUGGACGAAGAUUGGACCGUCGGCUCCGAUGAGAUGAAGGACCCCCGCGGUAUCCUCAACUAUGAGCUCUCUGGACAUUCCGCCAACGCGAUCACCUGGAAGUUGACCGGUAACUUGGCGGGGAGGACUACCGGGACAAGGUGCGUGGUCCUCUCAAUGAGGGUGGUCUCUACGCCGAACGUCAAGGAUUCCACCAGCCGCAACCCCCCCACCCAGAAAUGGGAAUCGAGCAGCCCACUCGACGGUCUGUCCAAGGCUGGUAUCCGCUUCUAUAGCACCAGCUUUGAUUUGAAUCUGCCCAAGGGCUGGGACGUGCCACUGUACUUCGAAUUCGCGAACACUACUUCUCCUCCCCGACCUACCGUGCCCAAUUUCCCUGAGGGUAUUCUGAACUACCAAGGUACCAACUGGCUUGCAUUGAGCCUGUGGGCCCAGGGAGAUGAAGGUGCUAAGCUGGACAGCCUGGAGUUGGUCAGUACCACUCCUGUGCUCACUGCAUUGAGUGGAAUUCAGUCGGUGGAUCAGCCCAAGUACAAGCCUCGCAGUGGCGUGUAUUAA